Molecule: messenger RNA, 2146 nt
Organism: Epinephelus fuscoguttatus (brown-marbled grouper)
Lineage: Eukaryota; Metazoa; Chordata; Actinopteri; Perciformes; Serranidae
Exons: 2
Coding region: 308-1165 (285 amino acids)
Source: RefSeq, a predicted model, not a curated record
GUCUUGCCUGACCUUGCUGAGGUAUCAAAAGAUAUUUUGGAGAAGACCUUGCAGUCCCUUGGCAUCAAGACGAGUGACGAUUUUCAGUUUCUCAAGGAAAGUGAUUUGUUGACGGCUUUGAGGCCUAUUCAGGCCAGAAAAGUGCUCGCUGCGUGGAAGCUGAGAUGUAAGUAUUCCAGCAUAGGAUGCAGUCAGCCCUGGUGCUGACUGGGUGGAUACGUGCCAGGUUCCAUGGGGCAAGUUCCCAGAAGAACUCGUUCAGACUCUAGAGAGGGGAAAACGGCCGAGCCCUCGUCUAAGAAGGGUGAUGGUCUGCAUUGUCGUUUCUGAUAUGAUGCGGAGAAGUUCUUCAGUGAGUAAGAGGACCUCAACAGAUAUUGCCAAAAAGAUGGUGGCAAAGUAUCCAAAAUCUUUGCAAGACGUUAUAGAGGGAGAUAUUAUAGGCCCAGGAUACCACUCUCUUGUGAAACAACUGCAAAAUAGAAUGGAAAAUGUGAAGAGAUCUACAACACCAAAAAUAAGAAAAAGAAAGAGACACACAGAGGAUUCUGACACAGAUGAAGUCCCUCCAGAACAAAGAGCAGCAAUCCAGGACACCUAUGGGUGCAUCAAGUGGGAUGUAAAAUUCCUGCCCCUUGGAGAGACCCCGGAGAGCCAGCAAGAGAAGCAAGAAAAACUGAGGCGGAUGUCCCAGCAAACUAAUGCAAAUCCGGAGGAGAUUAAACAAUUAAUGAAGUCGACAUUCUUCACACAACGUAAACAAGUAAACCAGGGGAAAAAUAUAAAAUACCUCCUGGAAGGCUGGCCCUCUUGGUUCAGUGAACUUGGCAUGGGUGUGCAUUUCAAGGAGCUCACAGGAAUAGCGCUUAAAGAAACUUUCAUACAGAAUGUGGACCUGAAGGGAAAACGGCUCCUGAACUACAUGAGUACAUUUUGCAUGAGCAAGAACAAGAAGUUCCUGCAGGCUGCAACGAGGGUGAAAAUGUUGAGAGGUGCUGAGCUGAGCGGCUGCUCCGAAGAUGUGAAAGAAAUGGUCCUGCUGCUGAUGGCCUAUUUUGAGGAAAGAGAAGAGAUGAUGCUUUCUAAUGUGGAGGACACCUGUCUGGCAGGGGAAAUCCAGAUGGACAAGCUCCCCGUAACUCCUACCAUUAUUGUUUGUGGGUGAUCCUGCUUUACUUCCACACGGUUUAUGCUCAGUGUUGACAGAACCAUUGUUCAAGAGAACAUCCCCUCCUUUGUGUUGUCAAUGUGUAUGAUGUUUGGAAGCUAAUACAGCUUCAACAUUCACUACCCAUCCGAGCUGGCAUCCACCCUAGAGUUCCUGCAGAGGUGUGUCAUUUUGGAUUGUUCAGCCAACAUUUUCUCUGUAUUGAACUGUAACAACAACAACAAAAAAGUAAAAAAGUUGCUUGAUGUGAUAUUUCAUUGUUGUUGUUUUGGAAGUUACUUUAUCAUUAAUACAUUUUGUCUGUUUUUCUUCUGUUUCCCGAGGUGCUUUUUCUCCAUAAAUCCUGAGAAGGGCACGAAAGUAGAGAAGAGCAGUACCUCCCGUCUACACUUGAACCCCAGAGUCCUCACCUUGAUCCAAGACCUUUCAGAUCAUGAGUGGCGGGACAUCUGACUAUGGACUCAAGUAAGCCAUGGUUUGUGGUGAUGUCCCUGUCACAGAUAAAACUUUUCUUUGGGUGGGUUAGUUCUUUAAACUUUAACAGUAAACAUUACAGAUAAAAAUCUUUGUUUGAAGUUGUGAGUUUGAUUGUGUUUGUGAGUGUGCAUGUGAGUCUGUGAGUCUUAGUGCAUCUGUGAGUCAGUCUGUCAGUGUCUGUGUGUGCGUCUGUGAGUCUGUGUGUUUGUGAGUCUCAGUGUGUCUGUCUCUUUGUGUGUGUCUGUAAGUCUGUGUAUUUUAUCAUUAAUAUAUUUGUCUGUUUUUCUUCUGUUUCCCAAGAUACUUCUUCUCCAUCAACACAGAGGGCAUGAAAGUGGAGAAGAGCAGCAGUUCCCGUCUACACUUGAACCCCAGAGUCCUCACCUUGAUCCAAGAAGGUUUCUUAUGGUUGCUUAGUUACUUAAGCUUGCAUUAUUAUGUUACAGAUGAAAAUAUUUGUUUGAAGUUGUGACAGUCUGGUUGCACGUGUAUUUCUUUAUA